This is a messenger RNA of Rhipicephalus sanguineus (brown dog tick), 1177 nucleotides long. RefSeq names its product small integral membrane protein 14. The transcript is spliced from 5 exons. Gene Ontology annotation, cellular component: endoplasmic reticulum. The record is from RefSeq and is a predicted model, not a curated record. Lineage: Eukaryota; Metazoa; Arthropoda; Arachnida; Ixodida; Ixodidae. The coding region runs from base 250 to 546 and encodes 98 amino acids.
GUAUAAGCGCCGUCGCCUCAAAGCAGCUGAGUGCACAAGCCGACAGGUGUUUGAGGCUCUGAGCGCUACGUCAGCUUAGCUGCAGAGUGUACGCGCGCAUUCCGAGGUGGGCUAGCUUUAUUCGUCAGGAAGCAGCAGGCUCGACAGCUCUCAGGACCCGCACGAAAACGUCUCUCCAAGUAGCAGGUUGCAGGUUGCACCAAACCAGAGUUCCUCCUAGACGCAAGUGCCGCUAAGGUAUCUGCAAGCAUGGACGACGGAUUCGAUCCAUGCGAGUGCAUCUUCAGCCAUGAUGCCGCCAUGCAGCGACUCAUCUCAUUGCUGCGGAGCUCUCAGUCCGCCUGCACGGACUCUGAAUGCCUACAAGACAUGCCAGCGAUGCAGCAGGCUGCCGGUGGCUCUGGCUUCUUUCUGGUCAUGGUAGGGUGGAUGUUGCUGGCCAUGGCGCUGUACUACUUGCGCCCCAACUCACUGAGGAACCGCGGUGAUGGCAAGCCCGACCGACAGGGUCCAAGCAACGAGCCCCCCAGCGGCUCGGUCUUCUGAGGGACAACCCCAGAGCCCAGCCCAGCCCCUAAUGGAAAAUGACCAAGAGCUUUAGUUGGCGGCACGGGGGAAGGGAACACCGUUGUACUAAUAACUGUCCUGGGCUUGUUUAUUUUGGGGGAACCACCACCACCACCGCCACUCACAAUAUACCUGUCAAGUAUGUGUACAUAACGUGUACAUAAUACGCAUGCACUGCUCUUACUUACGGGACACUGGUGAAAAAUGUACACAGAAAAGCUAUGGACCACGGUAUGCACACGAUUAGGAACUGCACGUGCAAAACUGUUGUUGCAGAACCACGCGCUUGUGUAUAUACUAUGCUGCACGUCUUUCGCACAGCAGGCGUUGUUUUGUGGGAUUUAACUGGGAAGUGUUUUACCUUUCUUUGUUACUUUAGCUUGGAAUGAUAUACGCACAUUUUUGUUGCCCCAUCUUUUUUCUUUAUCUCUCUCUCUUCAAUUUGGGAGCUGUUCACUUGUUGUUCAGACCUUGCACUAGACUUUUUUUUUAUUUUAAGCGACUGUACAGUGGAAUGUGCUCUUUCGCCCUGUGCCCAAACGACCAAGAUAUGUAUGAAGACAAAGACUCGUUUUGGAUCAUUUGCAAAAUAAAAUUUGUGGCUGGAUGA